ACUUGUACUAGAAUUAACAUAUCGUACGCCAUGUACUGUGUUGAUGGCUCAGGCUUAUGCACAUGUAUGUAAGCUGGGGCAUACCAGUUUCAUUCAUACAGGGAACCCCAAGUGGGUUAACAUCACCGUAUAGGUCAGAUCAAAAUCAGGAUAAUAUUCAACCUUGGUUCUCAGGGCUGGAACAAGCAGGCAUGACUCGGCUGAUUUGUAAAACCCACUACAACAGUUUCCAAAGAGCUCUCGCUUGCCAGUAUGUCACAUCCGCCGUAUCCCGAGCAUUCAAAGGCAGCGAGAAAUGCCCCGGGGCUGCCCGAACUCUCUCAGAUGUCCCGGGACCCGAGGGGAUUUACAACGUCCCCUUCAUAGGAAAUGCAUUGCAGUUCCGUUCUUACAGGAAAAAUAAAGACACACAUUUGUUUUUUCGUGAACUACACAAACAAUAUGGUAAAAUGUCGCGGAUUCGCCUUGGGUCUAAGAACUGUCUCAUUUUGUUUGACCCGGAACUUAUCAGCAAGGUGAUGGCGCAUGAAGGACCUUACCCAGAACGUUAUCCGGUUCCAUUGAUGGAAACUUAUGCAAAACGCACGAAGAGAGCCAUGUUUAAUAUCCAGAAAGGUCCAGAUUGGCAAAGCAUACGAAGCCCAGCACAGCAGAGCAUUAAACCAAGCGUAAUCAAGCUGUAUAUACCCGUGCAGAAUCAGUGCGCCGAAGAAUUGGUCACGUGGCUUUCAAACUAUGGCAACAAUAAUCCUGACGUUAAGGAAGCUUUCAUGAGGUAUUCGGCUGAUGCCAACUCCGUAGUGGCUUUCGACAAGAAGAUUGGAUUUCUACAGAGCAUGGGGAAACCAGAUCCAGAUCCGGAACUUCAACUUUUUCUCCGCAGCAUAAGUCGGUUCAUGGAAUUAGUCGGACAAAGUAUUUACACAGUUCCGACCUAUAAGCUAUGGCGAACCAAGUUGUACACGGAGUUUGAGACCGCUGCCGAUAACGUUUACAGAAUAAGUGAAAAAUACGUCGAUGAAGCACGAACAGAAUUAGAAAACCAGAGGAACUUGACCGAGGGAUCUCAGUCCGGCAAAUUCGGAGAGGAGCAAACGAUCCUUAGAUUUCUAAUUCAAAAUGGACGGAUGCCAAAUGAAUUUAUUGUCAACUUCAUGACCGCCCUGUUAUUUGGUGGAGUAGAGCAGGUUUCACAGUUCUUAAUGUGGAUGUUUUGGUUGCUUGGGAAAUCGCCAGACAAGCAAGAAAAACUUCAUAAUGAGAUAAAGACCAAUAUAGGGGAUUCCCCGGUGACUGUGGAUACCCUCGGACAUUUGCCUUAUUUGAAAGCGUGUGUCAAAGAAACAUUCAGACGAAUCCCACCAAUCGCAACAGGGAUAGCUAGAAAAAUUCUUGAGGAUACAGAAAUAGAGGGCUACCAAAUACCCAAAGGGACGUUUGUCUUUUUUGGCAAUAACACCCUGUCCAUGUCGGAGGAAUAUUUCGAGAACCCCGAGGACUUCCUCCCCGAGCGCUGGCUGCAGGGUGCCCAUGACCCCCCAACACAGCGUCUGAUGGGUCUGUGUGUGCUCCCAUUCGGGUUGGGCAAAAGAAACUGUCUGGGGAGACGAUUCGCUGAACAAGAAAUCCAUCUGGCGGCAAUAAAGAUUUUGCAAAAAUUUCACGUGGAAAUAACAGACGACUGUCGUGAAGUUCGUCCUGCGUACACGACUUUCGCUGUUCCCGAUCGACCAAUCAAAUUCAUUUUCAACAGACGAUGAUAAAAAAUGCAAGCAAUGUCAAGGCAACCCCAGCAGUCACCUCGAUUUACGGACUGUUAUACAUAACAAGACUGACUUUUCCAAAAGCGGAAACUGGCAUACAGGCAGCAAAUGCCGCGCAAUAUCACUCAUUUGUCGACACAUGAAAGUGGGUUAGAGAAACGACUUGAGUAACAUUUGAUUGUAGAAUUACACUGAGUGCAAACAUAUACUGUUAUAAUUAUUCAUCCAUUUAUCGGACAUAAACAUCAGAGACAUAAUUAGAUGUUAUUUAUGUCUCUGAUAUGUACAUGAAUAAUUAUGCUAAAUUAGAGCUGAUGUUAUUUCAUUAUAGAACCAUUUUAAGAAGACCUUGGACUUUCGGUAUGACGUAACUAUGUAUUUCUUGCAUCAAAACAAGUUUUGAAUAAUGACGCUGGUAUUUAGUGAAAUAUGCAUAGAUUGCUCAAGAGCCAGACAAAUCUUGUUGAUUUCAAAGAGUAGCCAGCACUGAAAUAUUAGAAAGGUCUACGUCACAUUGUGGUUUGACAGAACUACCUAAAAGCCCAAGCUCUCGUCAAAAUGGUUCUAUUUCUGACAGUUUUGCAGUGAUGGGUUUCAAAUAACCUCUUCAGCGACUGACAAUCAAAACUGGCUUUUUAUACGUGUAGUAUAAUGAUAAGGUUAUAAAUUUAACAGAACAAACUCGGAAUGAUUUUGUUGCAAUAAAUCUCAAACGCAUUAAUGUGAAUUUCAAGAUUUCAUAUAGAAAAGUUUGAUUUUGAAUUUCGUUUAGACAUUGUUAAGUUUGUUUAUGAACAUAUUUGUACAAUAGUUUUAACUGUUUUGUAUUGUUUAUUUGUAAACAUAUAAAAGACCAAGCAAUUUCA
Molecule: messenger RNA, 2629 nt
Organism: Magallana angulata
Lineage: Eukaryota; Metazoa; Mollusca; Bivalvia; Ostreida; Ostreidae
Product: 1,25-dihydroxyvitamin D(3) 24-hydroxylase, mitochondrial-like
Exons: 11
Coding region: 57-1760 (567 amino acids)
Molecular function (GO): iron ion binding; heme binding; monooxygenase activity
Source: RefSeq, a predicted model, not a curated record